Molecule: messenger RNA, 2302 nt
Organism: Momordica charantia (bitter melon)
Lineage: Eukaryota; Viridiplantae; Streptophyta; Magnoliopsida; Cucurbitales; Cucurbitaceae
Product: interactor of constitutive active ROPs 2, chloroplastic
Source: RefSeq, a predicted model, not a curated record
UGAAGAGACGAAGCCGAAGAGAGAGAAACUCGGGAACUGAGCUCACAAACCAUCUCAAGAACAACAAGAAGAAGCACCACCACCACCACCCACCAUUUUUAACUUCACCUCCUGAACUAGGGUUUCCAUUUCCAAAUGUUCGAAGCAAAUUAGGAUAACUACAGCUGAGAAAUCUCCAUUUUCUGGUACUGUGGGUCAGAGAACUCUAGAACUCAAUUAUUUUACCUGUUUGAUUCUUUUUCUAAAGGAAACACACAAGCAUGCAGACACCGAAAGCGAAAACUGGCUCCUCUGAAGUACCUCAAAAGAAAUCCCCUCGAACACCUCGAACUGCUCGUCAACUUAAGGUGCCAAGCUCGAAUCCUGAGUCCAUUUCCACUUCUCCUCUUGCUGCUAGCAAGACACCUAAAGAGAGAAGUCCUAGGGUGACUGACCGUAAAUCACCGCGAUGUCUGGCCACUGAGAGUAAAGGACCUAGCAAAGUGGCUGAAUUGGAAUCGCAGCUUUCUAAACUCCAGGAGGAACUGAAGAAGGCAAGUGACCAACUGAGCGCAUCUGAAUCACACAAGAGGGAAGCCCAACAGGAGGCAGAAGAAGCAAAGAAACAGCUAUCAGAAAUGUCUGCAAAGCUUGAAGAAUCCCAGCAGCAGGUGUUGGAGCUCUCUGCCUCCGAGGAAGAUCGCGUUCAAGAACUGCAUAAAAUUUCUCAAGACCGCGAUCAAGCCUGGCAGUCUGAGCUUGAGGCCGUGCAGAAGCAGCACACGAUGGAUGCUGCUGCAUUGGCCUCUGCCAUGAAUGAAGUCCAGAGGCUCAAGGCCCAGUUGGAGAUGGUAUCUGAAUCUGAGGCAACCCGGAGUAAUCUUGCAGAGUCUGCACAAGGCGAGAUUGAGUAUUUGAGAACACAACUCUCGGAGACUGUCUUCCUAGUCGAAAAACUGAAAGAUGAGCUGAGUUACUGCAAAGAAUCUGAAGCUCAAGCCCUUGAAGUUGCAAGGAAAAACCAAAAUCAAUUUGAAACAGCCAAGGCGGCUGUGGAAAAGCUCCAAUCAGAUGGAAUGAAAGCUAUUGAGUCUUACAACUCUUUAUCGGUGGAGUUGGAGCAAUCAAAAGCUCAGAUUCAAUCAUUGGAGGGACAGAUCAGCAUGAUUCAGAAAGGUCUGGUUGAUCCUAUGGGCAAUGAUUUGGAUCCCGCUGUCAAUGCAAAACCUGCUGAGGAAAACCAAGGAAGUGAUGAAAUCAAUCAGCUAAAAACCGAGCUUACCGCCAUGAAAAUGGAAGCAGAUAAAUCAAAAUCUGCAUUAGAUGCAGCUGAGACAAGGUACGAGGAGGAAUAUGUUCGUACAGCAUUGCAAAUUAGAAUUGCUCAUGAGCUUGUGGAACAAAUGAAAGUAGAGUCAUGUCGUAAAGAGGCAGAAUUGGAUGCAGAACUUAAGCAGGCCAGAGCGAAUAUCGAACAAUUGAGAGUAGACCUUAAUGAAAAGGAAACUCAAUUGUGUAGUGUUGUGGAGGAGAACAAGGCACUUAACUCAGAGACAAGCAAAAGCACAUCGGUCGACAGAGAGUCGAAACUUGCAACAGAACUAAAGAGGUUGGAGGCUGAUAUGAUGGAGUUGAAGACUAGACUGUUGGAUAAGGAGACAGAAUUGCAGAGUACAGCUGAGGAAAACGAAGCACUUAAGAAGGAAAUCGAAAAGAUGGAAAUGCAAACCAGUAAGAUUAACGACGACGCAGUCGCUUUGGCAGAAACAACCAAGGCUGCAGAAGAGGAAGCUUUGAUGAAACUGGGGCAUGCAACAGAAGAGGCAGAUAAAAGCAGCCGAAGAGCGGCCCGAGUUGCCGAGCAGUUGGAUGCUGCACAGGCUGCAAAUUCUGAAAUGGAGGCCGAGUUGAGGAGGCUAAAGGUGCAAGCAGACCAGUGGAGGAAAGCAGCCGAGGCUGCAGCUGCAAUUCUCUCAACUGGGAACAAUGGGAAGUUUGUUGAUAGAAUAGUUUCUUUGGAGAACAAUUAUCCUCUGGGCUCACCAUACUCGGAAGAUCUCGACGACGAAUCGCCAAAGAAGAAGAACGGAAACAUGUUGAAGAAGAUAGGAGUUUUGUGGAAGAAGAACCAGAAAUAAGUGGCUACUGAAUGAACUACUGAAGAUUAUUGUACGAAUGUCUGUUAGUAGAAUGUUUUAUGGUAUCUGCUAUUUAGUUUCCAAUGCCUUUUGAUUUGUUUUUAUGUUUGAAGACUCGGCUCUGGACAAUCUUGAUAAUGAUAUCAUCUGUAUCUGAUAUAUGCAGUGUAUAACUUUUUUCAAUA